This is a messenger RNA of Oikopleura dioica, 1617 nucleotides long. NCBI's taxonomy places the organism in Eukaryota, Metazoa, Chordata, Appendicularia, Copelata, Oikopleuridae. The record is from the annotation of a GenBank genome assembly.
AUGAGGAUUUUUCCUUUUGUGUUUAUUUUUCUUGCGACAGUGGUGAUUUCCGGGAAGAAAGAGAAAGCCCUUCGUCGUCGGAGAAGAACUCCCCAGUUGAUUUACGCCGGUGCCAAGUCGGUGCUGGAAGUCGUCGGCACAAUUAUUGGAAUCGUUGUAGGCAUUCAAGAGAACGCAGAGCCUUUCGAUGACUGCCCAGAUGAUACGAUAAAAGAUGAGCUCGAAUUGAUCGAAAUCACAAUGCGCGGAUUUCACGAGCGAAUUCAAGCCUACCAAACGAACUCACAAGAGUUUCAUUGCAAACCGUUUGUGCGAACUGUGAAUAAGAUGAAGAAAAUGAUCGUCCAUAAAACAAAAGGUCUCGAGCAUUUUUGCGACUAUCGUUGGUACUGGAAAAAGCAAGGGUUAUUCAGAUCGAAUACAUUUGAAAGGAUGGGCGCUGACGGGAAUUCAGUAUGCACAUAUCUUUCCAAACCCGGCAGCGAAUGUCAAAGAUGGUUCAAGCAAUACUGUAAAGUUGAAAGACCAUGUCAACCAAGCUGCAAAAACUGCCGACAGAAACUCGAGUACGCUGACCGUCUGAUCAGCUACGCAAGCACGCAGCUGCUGACUUGCCACAUUCCCUUGGAAAACGUAGUGCAAAAAGCUUUGCCUACCAGAACUCUUUCUCUCUCGCUCUCGCCGACAACAAGGCCGACGAAAGGAGAGGAAUUUCCUCCGACUCGACCAACGACUACUACAACUACAGUCUUUUCACCGAAGGAUUCCUGGACGCGAACUCUUGGCACAGUCACUGUCUUUGCUGAUUCAUCGGAUAGUAUGACGAGAAGCGACGAUAAAAUUCGACAAGUUAACGACGUCAUUGGACAAUGGUCAGGGAUUUCACUUCAACAGGGGAUUGGGGAAGUCUUAGUCACGAAAUUCAGCUCCCGUCUACAUCUCUUCUCACGAGCGAAAAUGAAGAGCAACGGGAAGCUGUCUUUCUACGAUUUUACUUUGUCCUCUUUGCAAAGAACUGGAUCUUGGGAUGCUCCAGCGGUUGAAAUAGAAAAAUCGAGCCUGAAAGAUGCGACUACAGAUUGUUUAAACAGCAACUUGCAUCCGAAUGAUCAGAAACUUGGAUGGAAUCAGCAAGAAUACGACGCUUACACCCGAAAAAGUUUGUCAGAUGAGGAAGGUAAAAGCUAUUUCUUCCACUGCCUUUGGGAUCUAUAUCACUACUUUGAACACGCUGAUUUCGACCGCUACGCGCGAGGAACAAUCGUUGUCCUAACAGACGGAGAGAAAUUCGAUGACUUUCCAACCACGUGGUAUAAUCAAGACAGCAAACUUUGGGAGCGCCGCAUGAGACAUUUCAACAAUCACAGAAGAUCGCGUAGCAGAAGAUCGCUUUCCCCAAUGAAAGGAGAACCAGUUUGCGAGCUCUUUGGAAAACUCAGUCGAUAUGUCAAAAAGAUCAUUUGGAUUCUCGUCGUUGAGAAAGACCAGUUUGUCCAGAAAACGAAGUCCGAAUUCAUGAUCAAGCGACUGAUGAAUUUUCACAUCAGCAGAGAUUGCAGAAACUACGACACGAUCGACAUUGAAUUUCAGAUAAACGAUUUCAAUGAUUUUAGCUAA